Molecule: messenger RNA, 1767 nt
Organism: Hirsutella rhossiliensis
Lineage: Eukaryota; Fungi; Ascomycota; Sordariomycetes; Hypocreales; Ophiocordycipitaceae
Product: amino acid permease domain-containing protein
Exons: 3
Coding region: 1-1767 (588 amino acids)
Biological process (GO): amino acid transmembrane transport
Cellular component (GO): membrane
Molecular function (GO): L-amino acid transmembrane transporter activity
Source: RefSeq, a predicted model, not a curated record
AUGCCUUCCCAACCCGGCGCGCAAUCACAGGCGCGAGACUCCCUGGAGCUCGCGUCGCUGGCGAGCUCGAGCUUGGCCAACGACGCCGCCGCAUCGGAAGAGUCCUCGCGGCCGAGCGUCUCGUCUUCGCGGAGGCUGUCGUUCAUAGAGGAGGACCCUCUAGAUGAGGAGAACCCGGCUGGCAGGACAGGAAUGCAUCCCCGCUCAUACUCCGUCUCGUCCGCCUUCGACUUUGCGGGCAAUCUAUUUCCACUCACCUCUACCACGGAAGGAGGCGGCUAUGCCCCCAUCGGUGCGCCCACGUCCGCCGCCAGGCCGAGCGGGGGUUUGGGAAGCGGGUCUCUGGAGAAGCACAAGACGCUGACGUACCUGAACGGCCUGUCGUUGAUUGUCGGCCUCAUCAUCGGCGCCGGCAUCUUCUCAUCACCCAGUCAGGUGAGCUCCAAAGUUGGAUCCCCCGGCGCUGCCCUGGUGGUCUGGGUCAUUGCGGGCAUCCUUGCCUGGACAGGCGCCGCCUCGUACGCCGAACUAGGGGGCGCAAUUCCCCUCAACGGCGGCUCACAGGUCUACCUGGCCAAGACGUUUGGCGAGAUGGCCGGCUUCCUCUUCACUUGGGUGGCGGUCUUGGUCCUCAAACCGGGCGGCGCCGCCAUUGUUUCGAUCAUCAUGGGCGAAUACUUUGGUAGAGCCAUUCUCGGUGCCGAGGUCGACAAGGUCAGCCCUUGGGUCAGCAAAUCGGUCGCCCUCGUCGGCAUCCUUUUUGUAACGCUCUUCAAUUGUAUCUCUACGCGGUUUGGCAUCACGGUGGCGAUUACGGGGUACACGUUCGAGGGCGACAAGGACGUUGUGUGGAACGCGCGCGAUUGGUUCAACGGCACGUCUCCUGACCUUUCCAACUGGGCCGUUGCACUGUAUGCCGGUCUGUGGGCUUUUGAUGGAUGGGACAACACCAACUACGUAGUAGGCGAGUUUCGCAACCCGAGCCGGGACUUGCCUCGAGUGAUCCACACAGCAAUGCCCCUGGUGAUCCUCAGUUACGUCCUCGCCAACGUGGCCUACUUCCUCGUCCUGCCGGUCGACGUGAUCAACGGCUCCAACACGGUGGCCGUCAUGUUCGGGUCCAGGGUGCUCGGCCGCGCCGGGGCCUUGCUCAUCGCGCUCACGGUCAGCGCCAGCUGCUUCGGCGCCCUCAACUCAUCGGCAUUCACAGCGGGCCGCCUGGUCUACGUCGCGGGCAAGGAGGGCUAUGUCCCGGGCGUCUUCGGCCGCCUAGGCACGGGCAGCGAGGACCACGGCCUUUCGAGGCAGCGGCCGCGGGGUUGGUUCCUUAAAAAACUGCAUGCCUGCUUCGGAGACGACGACGUGGGCCUCUUUUACACGCCCAUUUACGCCCUGAUCCUGAACGGGGUUCUGACGGCCGGGUACUGCGUCGUCGGCGAGUUCGCCACCCUCCUCACCUUUUAUGGCGUUGCGGGCUACACCUUCUACUUCAUCACGGUGCUGGGGCUCAUUGUGCUGCGCGUCAAGGAACCGGAACUCGAGCGGCCAUACAAGACAUGGAUCACGACACCCAUUGUGUUUUGCUGCGUGAGCCUGUUUCUCCUCAGCAAAGCGGUGUUUGCACAGCCGCUGCAGACGUUGACGGUGGUGACAUUUGUCAGUGUGGGCAUCCCGGUGUAUUUCUGGAGGAUACGGGGGAGGGACCAGGUGACGACGAAGCGGGAGGUGGGUAACGGGGAGAGGAGAUGGUGGCGCUUCUGGAAAUGA